Messenger RNA from Ilex paraguariensis (yerba mate), 661 nucleotides. The record is from the annotation of a GenBank genome assembly. Lineage: Eukaryota; Viridiplantae; Streptophyta; Magnoliopsida; Aquifoliales; Aquifoliaceae.
AUGGCCUUGCCGAACCUCGGCUCUUUCUCUACGCCAACGUCCACCGCCGGUAAUGUUUCGUCGUCAGACGACCCCAUGAAGAAGGUUAGGAAACCUUACACCAUUACCAAGUCCAGAGAGAGCUGGACCGAUCCCGAGCACGACAAGUUCCUUGAAGCCCUACAACUCUUUGACCGUGAUUGGAAAAAGAUCGAAGCAUUUGUUGGGUCAAAGACCGUCAUCCAGGUGUUAUUGUUAAUAAGAAACCUCUCCAUCAAUUUGACCAGCCCAGAUUUUGAGGAUCAUAGGAGGUUGCUUUCAUCCUUUGACAUCGACUUGGAGAAGGAAGCUUGCGAUGGUGAAAAUAAAGCCAUCCAGGACAAUCAAUCUGAGAAUGCUGCUCAAUUGGGGACAUAGAAAAAUAGUCUCUGAGCUUCAUUGGCUACCAAAUGGUAACAGAAUCCUUCGGUUUGCUGGUUUGUAAGUACUAUUUUCUUUUUUUGUGAGAUCUUUGAUUGUGCAGUUCGUCCAUCAUGUAGAUAUUGGCUCUAGAAAACAGUGUAUGUCGGAGAAAUUGUAGUGCGGGAAUGUAAAAUGUAAAGCUUGGUUUCUGUAUAUUCAAGUUUUGACUCUGUUCUUUUGGUCCAGCUUAUCUGAUUCAGGUUGUAAUUAUAUGUAUGCG